Molecule: messenger RNA, 4377 nt
Organism: Blastomyces dermatitidis ER-3
Lineage: Eukaryota; Fungi; Ascomycota; Eurotiomycetes; Onygenales; Ajellomycetaceae
Product: DNA polymerase alpha subunit A
Exons: 5
Coding region: 1-4377 (1458 amino acids)
Biological process (GO): mitotic DNA replication initiation; DNA replication; lagging strand elongation
Cellular component (GO): alpha DNA polymerase:primase complex
Molecular function (GO): DNA-directed DNA polymerase activity; single-stranded DNA binding; DNA replication origin binding
Source: RefSeq, a predicted model, not a curated record
AUGGCUGCAGCUCGAGCAAAGCUCGCCGAAUUACGGGCACUCAGAGCCGCUGGAAAGAAGCGACUCACCACUUACGAAGUCGAAGACGAAGGGGAUAUUUACGAUGAAAUUGAUGAGGAAGGAUACAAAAAACUUGUGCGGAAGCGGCUGGACCAAGACGAUUUCGUGAUUGACGAUACUGGCGAGGGAUAUGCGGAUGAUGGGCGUGAAGAGUGGAACGACUCGAAACAAUACUAUAGUGAUAGUGACGGCGAUGAGCUGCCAUUGAGAGGCAAAGCGGCCAAAAGAAAACGCGAGGAGGAUCAACAGAGGAAGGAAAAGAUUAACAAUGGUAUUAGCAAAUACUUCAACACUGGGCCCGCGGCCAAAGCUCCUUCAAAGCCAAAGCCUGUUGCUACCGCUGAAGAUGAGGCAUUUUUGGCAGACCUCCUUGAAGAAGUCGACUCCAACCCUGUUUCUCGUGUUCUUCCGAAGAAGGCAGUGAAAUCUGAGACGCGGCGGAAAGUUAGGAUCAUAUCACCACCUCUUUCUCAGAAUACAACCUCCGAAGCCGCAAAAGACCGGAAAGAAAACAACAUAUCGAGCCCACUAGUUGCCUCCAAGGUAGAAUUGGAUCCAGACAAUGAUACAACAUGGCUAGAUGCGGGGGAUGAUGACGAUGUUUUCAUGAGUGAUCCGGCACCAUCUUCACCCGUCACAAAGGCCGUUGAGCGAAAAAUCCCAAAAAAUAUCAAAGUAGAAGAAGAGGAGGAAGAUGAAUUAAUGGUGGUCACACAAACGACCGCGCACCAUGAUAUAAAUGGAGCCAGAAUUAAUAUGACGGGAAAGCGGCCAACGCCAAAAGUCAAGGAGCCGAAAUAUCCUUCUCCUGCGACUUCGUCUCCUAUUCGAGCCAAUCCAGAUGGCAUCGAUCCUUCGUCAUGGAACGAUGUCACAAGUAAAUUAAACGUUCUGAGCAGCCCCGCCACAGCUGACUUUAAAACAUUUGGUAAACUUGCCGCUCCGAGCGCUGUUGAGGAAGACGGAAGUCUCCUAUUCUUCUGGUUAGAUUAUGUUGAAAUCAACGGCAGCCUGUGUCUUUUUGGCAAAGUUAAAAACAAGGAUACUGGGGACUAUGUGAGCGCCUUUGCUAAAGUCGACAACAUCUUGCGGAAACUCUACUUUCUUCCCAGGAAAUACCGGGUACGCCAUGGCCAUGAAACGGAAGAGGAAAUCGACAUGGAAGACGUCUACAAGGAAGUUGAUGCACUUUUAUCACGAACGAAAGUCGGCACGCACAAGAUUAAAGAAGUGACAAGGAAAUAUGCAUUCGAGCUCCCAGACGUUCCCAAGGAAGGAGAAUAUCUCAAACUCAUGUAUUCUUAUGACAAGCCCGCUUUGCCAAUCGAUGUUAAGGGUGAGACUUUCUCUCGAGUUUUCGGAAUUAACACUGCACUCUUCGAGCAGUUUGUGCUCUGGAAGAAUAUCAUGGGCCCUUGUUGGCUUAAGUUUGAAGAUGCCGACUUCACUGCUGUGAAUGGGGCGUCAUGGUGCAAGCUGGAGUGCCAGGUCUCGGAACCCAAACUUAUCACGGUUGUUCCAAACUCUGACAGCUUGGAAAUCCCACGACUGACGCUGAUGAGUCUGGCAUUCCGAACACAGUUGAACGUGAAGGAUAACAAACAAGAAAUAGUGGUCGCAAGCGCUCGCGUUUAUGAGAAUGUAUCACUUACUGAUACUACACCCCCGGAAAAGUUGCCCUGCAAAACCUUUACAGUGAUGCGACCCUCUGGACCUACAUAUCCGAUUGGAUUCGAAGCCGAAACUCGAAAACGCCGUGGCACAUUCAUGAUGGAGAAGAGCGAACAAUUUCUUCUCAGCAAGUUCAUGGCUCUGUUUGAGAAGAUGGACCCGGAUGUCCUAAUGGGCCAUCAACUCCAAGAGGUAGACUUUAAUAUUCUCCUUAAUAGGCUAUCUGAGAAAAAGACACCCGGCUGGCACCGCAUUGGGAGGAUGAAGAGAAGUGAAUGGCCGAAAAAUUUAUCGCGAGGCUCCAGCUUCUUUGCGGAAAGGAAGCUUGUAGCUGGAAGACUGCUUUGUGAUAUUGCAAAUGACAUGGGGAAGUCUUUAAUGUUGAAAUGUCAAUCGUGGAGCCUAACAGAGAUGUGUCAAUUAUAUCUAGGAGAUGGUAAUCUCCGUCGAGACAUUGAUAAUGAAGCAGCGCUAAAAUCUUGGGCAACCUCAAAAGAGGGACUAAUGAACUACAUCAGUCAUUGCGAAGCCGAUACUUAUUUUAUUGCCGCUCUUGUUCUCAAGCUACAAAUGCUUCCGCUGACUAAAGUACUUACGAAUUUGGCAGGAAAUUCGUGGGCGAGGACUCUCAGCGGUACGAGGGCGGAACGGAAUGAGUAUAUCUUGUUACAUGAGUUCUAUCGAAACAAGUACAUCUGCCCUGACAAGUAUGGCGGUAAACAGCAACAAAUGUCACAAGCGAAUGAGGAAGACGAAGAUGGAGCGGACAAGAAAAAGAAGGACAAAUAUAAGGGUGGUCUGGUGUUUCCACCCGAGAAAGGCCUAUACGACAAGUACAUCCUUGUCAUGGAUUUCAACAGCUUGUACCCCAGCAUUAUCCAGGAGUUUAAUAUCUGUUUUACAACUGUGGACCGGGCAGCUGUCGUCGAAAAUGAGAAUGAGGAAAAGGUCCCUAAAGUUCCUAGCAACCAAAGCCCGGGAAUUCUCCCGCGCCUCAUUGCUACCCUUGUCAACCGUCGACGUGAAGUGAAGAAACUUAUGAAAGACAAACGUGCAAGCCCUGAGGACCUUGCUCUUUGGGACACCAAGCAAAUGGCGCUGAAGCUCACUGCCAACUCUAUGUAUGGAUGUCUAGGCUACACGCAGUCUCGAUUCUACGCUCGACCACUUGCCAUGCUUACGACCUCCAAAGGCCGCGAAAUUCUUCGAAGUACAAAAGAGCUUGCGGAGAACAACCAGCUGCAAGUUAUUUAUGGCGACACUGACUCAGUAAUGAUCAACACUAAUACCGACAAUAUGGAAGACGCACUGAAAGUUGGCAAUACAUUUAAACGUUUGGUUAAUGAACGGUAUCAAUUGCUCGAAAUUGACAUUGAUAGUGUCUUCCGUCGCCUCCUUCUUCACGCGAAGAAGAAGUAUGCGGCCAUGACCAUGACUGAGAUCGAUGGCAAGUAUGUCGACCAACUUGAGGUCAAAGGCUUGGACAUGAAGAGACGAGAGUACUGCGCCUUAUCUAAAGAGGUCUCUUCGAAACUCCUGAAUGAGAUUCUGUCCGGUGAAGAUCCCGACAUGGUUCUUACAAAGGUGCACGACUACCUCCGCGAAAUCACAGAAAAGAUGAAGGAAUACACGAUCCCUGUGCAGAAAUAUGUUAUAUACACGAAACUGUCAAAGCGCCCCGAUGAGUAUCCCAACAAGGAGACCAUGCCCCCAGCGCAGGUGGCCUUGCGGGAACUAGCCCGAGGGAAAACCGUUCGACCAAAUGAUGUUAUUGCCUACAUUGUAACCACAGGAGAUUCCGACACGUCUUCCUUACCACCUGCUAAGCGAUCAUACACUCUGCAGGAUGUGAUGAAACCGGAGUCCGGCCUCAAACCCGACGUUGAAUAUUAUCUCUUGAAACAGAUCUUCCCACCAGUAGAACGUCUCUGCGCCCCUUUACCCGGCACGGACGCAGUCCGGCUCGCCGAGUGCCUAGGCUUAGAUGUUAAAAAGUACCAAAUUAAUACUUCCAGCACCCGCGAUCAACAAAACAUGGAAAUAUUCCCUCUCGAAUCGCAAAUUCCAGAUUCCAUCCGCUUCAAAGACGCUGUUAGAUUGACACUUCGCUGUCGAUUCUGUCACGAACGGACAAGUUUCGAAGGUCUUUGCGUGUCAACCGAGAUGUGCACUGCCAAUGGACUCAUAUGUCCCAACUCAGGCUGCGGGAAACCAUUUACUGUUAUAUCUAUAGCAGCACAGCUUGAAAGCCAGAUACGCGCUCAAACAUCGAAGUACUACGAAGGCUGGCUCGUCUGUGACGAUUCCUCUUGCGGCAACCGCACCCGCCAGAUGAGUGUGUACGGCCGUCGAUGUCUGGGGCCCCGUGGCCGUGCUGAAAGCUGCCUCGGCCGCAUGGGGUUCGAAUAUACAGAUAAACAACUGUAUAAUCAGCUGCUAUACUUUGCCCGACUGUGGGAUGUAGACAAGGCAAAGGAGAUUGCGGAGAAGGAAACUAAUGCCGAGAAGCGGGAAAAGAUUAUGGCGAUGGUCGAGUGGAAUCGGCCGCGGUUUGAGACAUUAAAGGGGGUUGUAGAUGCGUAUUUGAAGAAAUGUGGACGACAGUGGGUUGACAUGGAGGUUCUUUUUGGGUUUGCUUUGCGAUGA